This is a messenger RNA of Cylicostephanus goldi, 438 nucleotides long. Lineage: Eukaryota; Metazoa; Nematoda; Chromadorea; Rhabditida; Strongylidae. The record is from the annotation of a GenBank genome assembly.
AUGAACGAAAGGGAGCUGUCUGCGGUCAUUUCGCACUUGUCGACGGCGGAAUGGAGUGGAGUGAGGGAACUGAGCAUUCGCCAGACUCCGCUGCUCUCCAUCGAUGAUCUUCCAAAACUGGAGCUUCUAGAGACCAUUGAUCUGAGCCAAAAUGGGUUCAACGACGAUGUCUGGCUAAACUCCAAACGAAUAUUCCCUGCAGUUCGGAAAGCAGUCCUAGAACACAAUAAUUUUACGCGUGCUGACCGAAAGCUGUUGACUCCUUUCCCCAAGAUAGAGGAAGUGCAUCUUGGACACAAUCACAUAUCGCACAUCGGCUACGAUUCAUUACGAAUGCCUCACAUAAGAAGCAUACGACUGAACGAUAACGUUAUACAGGUCGGUCCUGGCACUGCGGCUAACUUACAAAUCGAGGGCCUACCAGGAAAAAUUUCUUAA